GAGUGAGAAAAGUUGAGAGAGAGAGAGUUUGAUUAUCAUAUAUAGAAAACUUGGAGUGAAGAAAGUAUUGUGCUCGUGAGAGAGGGACAGGGAUAGAGACAGAGAGAGAAGAAUAGUCUCUGCCCAAAGCAGCAGACACACCACCACACCACACCCUCGCCCACACUCCAAUUCACAGACCAACAGAGAGAGAAGGCGAGGUUGAGGUUCAGAGGAGGAAGAAGGAGGUGGGUUUUUAGUUUUGUUCAGGAAAAGAUGACGGGAGCUGCUUCAUCUGGGAGGUUACCGACGUGGAAGGAGAGAGAGAACAACAAGAGGAGAGAGAGAAGGAGAAGAGCCAUUGCUGCUAAGAUUUACUCUGGUCUUAGAGCUCAGGGCAACUAUAAACUUCCUAAGCACUGCGAUAACAAUGAGGUUUUGAAAGCUCUUUGCUCCGAAGCUGGCUGGGUUGUUGAAGACGAUGGAACUACCUACCGCAAGGGAACUCAGCCACCGCCUGUAGAUUUUGGGGUUGCUUCAACAAACAUUAGUACAUGCUCCUCUAUUCAACCAAGCCCACAAUCCUCAUCUUUCCCUAGUCCUGUACCAUCCUACCAUGCCAGCCCAACAUCGUCCUCCUUCCCAAGUCCAACUCGUUUUGAUGGAAACCCCUCCUCUUAUCUUCUCCCGUUCCUUCGCAACAUUGCUGCUAUUCCUACAAAUCUUCCCCAUCUUAGAAUCUCUAACAGUGCUCCUGUAACCCCGCCUCUUUCGUCUCCAACUUCUAGAGGUUCAAAGCCAAAACCCGACUGGGAGUCUUUUUCUAACGGCUCCCUACAAGCAUUGCGCCACCCUCUUUUUGCUGCGUCUGCCCCUUCAAGUCCUACACGUCGUCACCAUUUUACUCAUGCUACAAUACCAGAGUGUGAUGAGUCUGAUGCUUCAACUGUAGAUUCUGGUCGCUGGGUCAGUAUGCAGACAGGGGCACCCUCAGUGGCUCCUCCUUCUCCAACAUUUAAUCUCAUAAAGCCUGUGGCUCAACAGAGUGUUCUACAAGAUGCAGUUGGUGGGCAUGGCCCAGUUGGCUGGGGAAUCCCUGCUGAUAUGGCACGAGGCCCGGAGUUUGAUUUUGAGAAUGGCAGGGUUAAACCAUGGGAGGGAGAGAGAAUUCAUGAUAUAGCUGUGGAUGAUCUGGAGCUUACACUUGGAAGUGGGAAAGCUCGUUGUUGAGUUUCCAGGUUCAAAAAUUAGUAGGAGAAUGUGUACAAAUAGGGUGGGAAUAGUUUGCAACAUCCAUGUGGAUUUCAUUGUGCAUUCUCAAUAUUACAUCCCUCUGGCAUUGCUUGUGGUCUGCUGUUACAGCUGCAACAAUUGGGAAACUUCAAAAUCAUGUUUGGUGCAUCUUGUCUUUGUUAUAUGUACAGUUCCCUUUCUCUUGGAGCCACUACAGGAAUCCGAAACAAUUUUUUUGUUUCGUGUGCUAGAGCUAAAUUUCAUUCGGCUUCAUAUAAGGUACCAAGACCGUUGGAUCUUCCGCGUUGUGGGGAAGACUCUGGCAUAUGAGUUGAGAGGUUAUUUUCUUCUUUCCCUGGCAGAUUAUAUUUAUCUAGAAUGUCUUCUUGAAUUGUUCAUCGAUCAUAAGAUCCAAUUAGAAUUAGCAUAUGGGUGGUUUCACAUACCUCAAACUUAAGUUAUUUGUAGUUAUAUAAGAUAUAUCUUGUUCAUGAAAAGUAUCUCUUUUCACUUGCUGAAACUUUUAAUGUGGAUAUAUCUUAGCCAUAAAUGACACACAAGUCUUUAUGUCCAAUGCAUUUGUUAUAACCAUAGUCAGAACUUUUGGGCACUUGGGAUGGUUGGUUGGGGAGAUUUAAGUAGGGUAUUGUUAACUAGGUAUUUCAAAAGAGAAUUGUAUUACUGUAACUUAGUAUCAUAAAUUUAUAGUCCAGAAGAUUAAUGAGAAAAGAACCAAACAUUAAAGCGA
Messenger RNA from Humulus lupulus (European hop), 1960 nucleotides. RefSeq names its product BES1/BZR1 homolog protein 2. The record is from RefSeq and is a predicted model, not a curated record. Lineage: Eukaryota; Viridiplantae; Streptophyta; Magnoliopsida; Rosales; Cannabaceae. The transcript is spliced from 2 exons. Gene Ontology annotation, molecular function: DNA-binding transcription factor activity. Gene Ontology annotation, biological process: brassinosteroid mediated signaling pathway; DNA-templated transcription. Bases 256 to 1209 code for a protein of 317 amino acids.